CUUUGCAAUGUGCGCGCGCAGCUUCGGUCUUGCUUCCGUGCAGAUAGUUAGUACGCGUUUGCUGGUGCCUCUUCUGAUCCAUUCGGUUCCCCUUCCUAAAAAGCCAUCAGCAACCUCCUCUGCGUUUCGAAUCUAGUUAAAAAAUAAAGAAGACCAACCCGAAAAGGGAGGACUCUAGUAGCGACUCGGGCCAAGCAAUCUACUUUUUUUUCAAAUUCUUCGGGGGGUCGUGCAAAUUUCGACGAAUUUGCAUGACCUCCACUAGAUUCCGGAAAAGAAGCCUGGAGGUGGUGACUUAACGCGCACUGCGUGGCGCAGUAUUCUGCGUCAUUUCGUGCAAGUUUCCCAAACGUGUCACAACCUAUCAGCGGCAGCGAGUCUCGCGAAGACCAGGUCGCCGAAGCAGGCAGUCGCCUCGCGUGCUGGCGCAGACAAGCUGCUUCCACAGAGGGAAUUUACUUGAAACCUCAAAUCUGAGUUCGUGUGUUUACGACGGACCGGAUUGGCUACGACUCUCACGUAUCCUGGGAGUGUCCGCGUGUUUAUGAAGGAACGCUCGAGAAGACUAUAGGCGUCGCCGCCAAAUCCACGCUAGCGGGAAUCGGCGUCAGCUAUUAGCCGUCCAGGAUGAGGCUAGCUCUAGUGGUGAAGGGCAUCGACCUCGGCGCGCCGCCGCAGGCGUUCGACAGCCUAGCAACGUCAGACGAUAGCACGAAUUCGGUUGCACCACCAAAAGAAGCCACGGAGCGCUUCGCCGUGUCCAUGUCACGCUGCAACAGAUAGCCACAGAAGCAGGGCUGUUCAAAAUCGGUCAGCCGACAGACGACGGCAGCACGCCGAACAUGCUCGAUGACUUAGGCAAGCACGCGCCCAGGCUCAGCGGCUUGCUGCACAAGACCGGCCAGGCGACGGA
Molecule: messenger RNA, 913 nt
Organism: Amoebophrya sp. A25
Lineage: Eukaryota; Dinophyceae; Syndiniales; Amoebophryaceae
Source: the annotation of a GenBank genome assembly